Messenger RNA from Daldinia childiae, 2613 nucleotides. RefSeq lists its product as uncharacterized. The record is from RefSeq and is a predicted model, not a curated record. NCBI's taxonomy places the organism in Eukaryota, Fungi, Ascomycota, Sordariomycetes, Xylariales, Hypoxylaceae. The coding region runs from base 1 to 2613 and encodes 870 amino acids. The transcript is spliced from 4 exons.
AUGGCUUCAGACGAUAGCACAAGCAAUCAAGACAACGAUAAUGACCAAGUGGAAAUGGACUGGAAGAUUGGAAAACAGCAGCAGUAUCCGCCGCCGGCAGACAUACCAGAAUAUGUGAAAAAAGCCCUUCCUCCGCGGCCAAAUCCUGGUUCUUCGUCUAUUUAUUCUUUACCAAUCGAGAGUGCUCAACAGGAAUACAUUCCAAAUAAUCAACAUGAACAAAAUCGUCCCCAUGUCAAUUCAAGUGCUCCCAAUGAAGUCGGAACGACCGUGGUGCAGCCACUUCAGCUAAUGGCAUCCUCCUCAUCAUGUUCAGAGAAAGAACCCGAAAUAGUAGCGCCGCAACCAAGAUAUCCAGCCCAUAUGAUUCUGGAGACGAGCGAAGCCGAUGAUAUUGUUAUCAGCCCCGUCUCAGUGCCUUUAUCUGGGAUCAAGAACCUCCAGCAGUACGAGGUCUCGCCGAUCUCACCUAACGAGUCUACAUGUAGCCUACACUCAGGAGUUUCUUCAAGUGCGAGUCAUAACUCCUCCUCAGGAGAGGAGAUAUAUAUUAGUCGACAGCCAUUCUUAUAUGAGAAGCAUCCUAUUGUAUAUCCAUCGGCAGAUCUACUUCCUACGUUGGAUAUAAAUAUUUUGAACCCAAAGCACCCGUUCCAAUACCAGCAGAUCAACCUCCGGUAUAGUGACCCGGGUAGCCCUAUAAGUGGCACUGUAAUACAUCCUCCAACCUCAUUCCCGUCCGAUCCUAACCUUAGGCUUUCACGCCACCUCGAUGAUGAAAAUCAGGGGUACCCACCGACCAUCAAUACUGAGCCACUAUCACCGGCCGACUUGGAGAAUAACCUUAACAGCCAGUCGCAAACUCCCACCGGGACAACAAUCAGCCCCAAAGUCGCGUUCUCCAAGACCAUAAACGGAUUCUCGACACGGUCGCGGGCCAACAGCAAGAGGGCGGCCCACGCACCGCCACCCUUGAAACUAAGCGAACGUCCGCUGGUAGACAGCUACAUCAAGACGCCGUUCCCAGGGGCAGAGCCCGUGCAGCGACAAGAUAGCUCGGGGUCUACGCGCCAGAGGCAGAAUCCAGCGGAGCAGAAAGCCAAAGAAGAAGAACAGAACAGCAUCUCUCGGAAACGGAACCGGGUGUCUACUCUUCCCGCGUUCGUGUUCGCGAAGUCGUUGAGACAGAGCGGUGGCGAGACGCGGGGGAAGGAGAAGGAGAAGGAGAAGGAGAAGGAGAAGGAGAAGGAGAAGGAGAAGGAGAAGACUUCGUCGGGCCCGACGGUGAAGAGUCUCUUGUCGAGGGCGAAGUCGUUUAGGAUAGACCCAGCAGCCAAGGAUACGCCUCUCUACAUGGAGGUGGUGAUGAACCUAGCCCGAGAAAUGGCGAUGGAGGGUCCAGGUGUCUUUACUUACUCGAGAUUCUGUGAGCGCCUUUCGAAGAUUAAAUGGGUAAAAGGUCAAGAGGCACCCUUAAAACUGCGCCUACAACUUCUGGACACCUUUAUAGCUCCGCCAUCAACAACAACUACCAAGAGGCCAGCCCGAGCCCAGGAGGAUAUCUGGGCUUUCGAACCGGGCUCAUUAACCAUCGUCGAUCUUAGCGAUCCUUUUCUUAGUUCUGACGACGCGUGCUCGCUAUUUACCAUUUGCCUCUCGAUCUUCCUUGAAGAGAGAAAUAAAUGCGGACGUAUCGUGGCGCUAGAUGAAGCACAUAAGUUCCUCAGUCAGGCUGGUGAGGCGAAGAUUCUGACUGGCGACUUGCUUUCUAUAAUCCGACAACAGAGACAUACCGGCACACGAGUGUUAGUAGCAACACAGGAACCCACGCUCUCUCCAGAGCUAAUAGAUUUAUCGAACGUAACCUUUGUCCAUCGAUUUCUCUCGCCGAGCUGGUACGAAACGCUUAAAAAACAUCUUGCCGGUGCGAAGGAGCAAAACCCGGGCGAUGCAAGCGUACUUUUCGACAAAAUCAUCUCCUUGCAAACGGGAGAAGCAUUACUUUUCUGCCCAACAGCGCAGAUAGAUAUUUCCAAGAACACCAACAGGAGCAAGCAAGUAAAGAACCUUGGAAAUGGCUAUGUUAAGAUCAAAAUUCGUAAGCGCUUGACUGUGGACGGUGGCAAAAGCAUUAUGGCUACCGAUGCUCUAGCUGAAGCACUUGAACGUACUAAAAUCGACAAUAUUUUGAUGGGAGAUACCGUUCCGAAAUUGCAAACCGAUAAAAACGGCUCCGCGAAAGCUGUCGAGAUCUUAGGUUCAGGCGUGGAGCCGAAUAACACAAACGAAAGCGUACCUGACGACGCCCUCAAGACACCAUCUAUGACGGCGGAGCCGGCUGCGAAUACUGGUACGACUAUAACCAAGGCGCCGUCAGGAGGCCAAAUGAAGAAGGAACUAAAGCGUCAAGCUCAAGAGAUGUUCAAGGAUGGUUCUUGGACUUCAUUCAAGGAUUUAACUAAGAGCCAGAGGACUCAGCUUUUCUCUAGCGUCGACGCUACUUUCCAACUUCCGCCCGGCACAUCUAUAAAGAAUAAAAGUUUAAAGACCUUCUUCUAUAUCGCAUUAGACGAAAUCAUGGCCAAGUUAAAAGAAUCCGAGGAUAAGAAGUGA